This is a messenger RNA of Eremothecium sinecaudum, 531 nucleotides long. It is a transcript of the gene VPS68, whose product is annotated as Vps68p. Gene Ontology annotation, cellular component: Vps55/Vps68 complex; fungal-type vacuole membrane. NCBI's taxonomy places the organism in Eukaryota, Fungi, Ascomycota, Saccharomycetes, Saccharomycetales, Saccharomycetaceae. Gene Ontology annotation, biological process: protein targeting to vacuole; late endosome to vacuole transport via multivesicular body sorting pathway. The record is from RefSeq and is a predicted model, not a curated record. The transcript has a single exon. The coding region runs from base 1 to 531 and encodes 176 amino acids.
AUGGAUCAAGAGCGGCGGAACCUUCUUCGCUUUCCUUUUAAGUUACCAAACAGCGUCACGGCUCGUAAAUUUGGUGUAUCGUUUUCUGGAGCACUAUUUGCAUUAGGGUUUUGGUUAUUCAUUGAUUGCGUGCUCUAUUCAAAGGUUGCGAAUGGAUCCGAUAUCUCAGUUACAUUCAUUGACUGGAUUCCAACAAUAUGCAGCACGCUGGGUAUGUUAAUUGUUAGUUCCAUUGACAAGAACUGGUUAUUAGAGAAUUCUUUAGCGACUGGUGCUCUAGUGGGUUCAAGCCAGCGGACAUGGCAAGCUCAAACAUUACUGUUUUUUGGUUUUGCACUGUUAGGGGGAGGUGUGGCCGGAGCUUUUGCUGUGGGAUUUCUAAAAUACAUUUCAAAUGGUUACGGUGAGUACCCUACAGCAAGUAUGGCGGUUAAUAAUAUACUAGGGAACCUUAGUAUAAUGGCCAGUUGCAUCGUCCUAUGGAUGUCUCAAAAUAUUGAAGAUGAGUACUCUUACUCUUUGACGUUGUGA